GAUUAUUUAGCAUCCUCUCGAGCAGAGUAAUCUUGCUGAAGUGUUCGGAGCUGGAUUUCUUUUCCCUUCUCUGACUCCGGGUAUUUUUAAAUGUCCGGGUUUCAGGAUCUUUCAGUUUUUCCCAUGGAGGUCGUUUUAUCAGAUAAAGAAGAGGUUUCUUCCGAGCAGCAGGAGAGGAGCUCCAGUCUGAACCAGUUAACCGACCUUAUACAGAUAAAAGAGGAACCAGAGGAACUGUGGAGCAGUCAGGAGGGAGAGCAGUUUCAAGAGCCAGAGGAGGGUGAUAUCAUCAAGUUCACUUUUUUCCCUGUCCCUGUGAAAGGUGAAGAUGAUGGGGAGAUACCUCAGUCCUCACAGUUUCAACCUGAGCAGAUGGAAACAAAAGUUGAUCAAGAGGAGCAUAAUAAGCCAGAAACAGCCAGGUACUUUGAUACAAAUAUCAAUUUAGAAGCAGAGACUGAGUUCAAGAUUGAAGACUACUCUGGAGCUGACACUGAUGACAGCGCUGAUUGGAGGGGGACAACAGAACAGCAGUCUGAUUCAAGCUCAGUCAACGACAUAAAAAAUGAGAGAACAAAGAAUGUAAAUAAUUCACAUUGCUGCACUGAGUGUGGUAAAAGAUUCAAGAAGAAAUGUCAUCUUACAGAUCAUGUGAGAAUUCACACAAAAGAGAAACCCUUCAGCUGCUCACAAUGUGGUAAAUUAUUUACCCAGCAAAGAAAUAUGACCAAACACAUGAAAAUCCACUUAGAGGAGAAACCCUUCACUUGCUCUGAGUGUGGUCAAAAAUUUACUGAGAAAUGUUACCUGACUUCACAUAUAAGAAUCCACUCAGGAGAGAAACCCUUCAUCUGCUCUUUCUGUGGUAAAAGAUUUAGCCAAAAAUAUUGCUAUACAGUUCAUAUGAGGAUUCACACAGGAGAGAAACCAUUUGGUUGCACUGUGUGUAGUCAAAAGUUUACUCGAAAAUGUGAUCUGACCCAACAUUCAAGAAUCCACUCGGGAGAGAAACCCUUUGGCUGCUCUGAGUGUGGUAAAAGAUUCAACCAAAAAUGUCAUCUCACCGAUCAUAUGAGAAUUCACACUGGAGAGAAACCCUUUAGCUGCUCUGAGUGCGGCAAAAGUUUUACCCAUAAUGGCAGUUUAAUCAAUCAUUUGUUUGUUCACACAGGAGAGAAACCAUUCAUCUGCUCCUUUUGUGGUAAAGGUUUUAACAAUAAUGGUAGUCUAACCAAGCAUCUGUUAAUUCACACAGGAGAGAAACCCUUUGGCUGCUCUGAGUGUGGUAAAAGAUUUAACAAAAAAUACAGCCUUACAGGUCAUAUGAGAGUUCACACAGGAGAGCAACCCUUCAGCUGUGCUCAUUGUGGUAAAAGAUUUGCCCAUAAAGAAAAUAUGACCAAACACAUGAAAAUCCACUCAGGAUAGAAAUGUGUUGACUGUUAUGGAUGUGCAAAAAAAAAUUAACAGCUUAGGAAGUAUGACUAAGAUCAAAACUCUACUUGGAGGAGAAGCCUUUAAGCUGUUCUGGGUGCAGUAAAGGAUCUUUUUACAGAUCUUAAGAUGAUUCACACAAGAGAAAAAAAAUGAUCUAUAAUGAAAAUUUGCUAAAAGAAAAGAUCAUGUGACACUUCACAUGAUUAUGACGCAAUGUUUGUGAUUGAGCUUGCCUUGGUCAGGUUGAUUGAAAUAAAUGACCUGUUUUGGUGGGAAGGCUUUGGAAAUGUGUUUCAAAGAGAGGACAAACUUUUAUCUAAGUGAGGAGGCUGGGUUGACUCAUUUGCUAGUACGUCACAUGCUUGUGUAAGCUGUGAUUAGUUGAUCCAAGAAAAGAGAAAAAUAAAAGCAUUACUUAAAAAGUGAACAACCUAUAAAGUGAUUUAAAACACACACCCAUGUGCAGAAGUCUCUUCACGAGCUGAUAGUUCUAUCAUCAUAUGAUGAGCCUUUAAUCAGUAAUCGGCUACAUCAGUCUGACAUGGACUGAAAUGUCUGUAUUGAUAAAAUAUAUCUGUUCUGCCAACUAUAAUUCAAAAAGAACAUUCAGUCAUGACUCUUUCUUUGUUCUUUGUGGGCGAGUCUUUCCUUGCUCUACCCCUAAAUGUAUUUGCUUUUGUUUAUUUCCAAGCAUUUCUUAAUGUAAAUUAUCUUAAAAUGGGGUACUGGUAGAGCUUUCUAAGAGCCUCAUUUGAUUUGCAAAUAACGUUUGAACAAAAAUCAAGUCUUAUCUUUGAGGAGAGGAGACUCUGGACCCUAGUAUUUACUUAGUUAACCUUUUAAACUGGAAAAGCCAUGUUAUUUGUGCUCUGGUUUACUGUAAAUAUUGUGUUUUUAUCCUGACUCAGGGUUUUUGGUGUUGACCAUUAAAUUAAGUUUUAAUCAGGUAGUUUUGGAGAGCAUUAUUAGUAACAAGAUGUCACUGUAAUGUGAUAAUCACUCCUUCCAACUGAAAUCUAAGCUUGCUUGUGUAAUGCAUUAUAUCUGCUGUGUUCGAUAGGUCAGAUAUGAUUAAUAUAAGGUACAACUGUUUCCCAAUUAUGACUUGUUUUGACUUUGUUCUUUGAUGUUAUAUUCUUGGUUUUGAGCUGUUUCAGAGUCUGCUUUUCUCCCACUGGACUGCACCUAAAUGACAACAAACUUCAGGUUUAGUGGCCCUACCACUCCACCAUACUGUAAGGAGGUUUGCAGCUGCAUUUCAAACUUUUAUGCUUUAAGCA
This is a messenger RNA of Cheilinus undulatus (humphead wrasse), 2717 nucleotides long. Its product is annotated as zinc finger protein 501-like. Gene Ontology annotation, molecular function: DNA-binding transcription activator activity, RNA polymerase II-specific; RNA polymerase II cis-regulatory region sequence-specific DNA binding. NCBI's taxonomy places the organism in Eukaryota, Metazoa, Chordata, Actinopteri, Labriformes, Labridae. The record is from RefSeq and is a predicted model, not a curated record. Gene Ontology annotation, biological process: regulation of transcription by RNA polymerase II. Gene Ontology annotation, cellular component: nucleus. Bases 91 to 1428 code for a protein of 445 amino acids. The transcript has 2 exons.